AUGGCCCACUACGCCGUGGCGCGACUUGCCUUCCUCGGGGUUCUCUGCGUGGCUCUGGGAGACAGCAACGCGUGCCUGUCGUCCAUCCAGGUUCGAGACGGAUUCAUUUCCGACGCAGAGGCCCAGACCCUGCUGAAGGACUUCGAGGUGACGGAGUCUCCUCAGCUGCUGUGGGGCCACACGGACAUCCAGCUCCGUCUGAAAGAGGUGCUUGGUGGUGCCAAACCGAAGUUCAACGCCUCUGCCAACUUCAUCCCAGCCAUCCGAAGGAUGGGGAGUGUGGGCAUGCACCAGGACCAUGGCGACUCACACAGCUUGCGUGGGACUCAGAGGGUGAAAGUCAACGGCACCUCCGGCACGGUCUACUUGGAGUCGGCGCCGGAUGGGGGCAGCGUGGGGUGGAUGACCUUCGUGGACCCCGACACAGAUGCCGUGCUCAAGCGCGUGGAGGCCUUCGCGAAGCGCUUCAUCUCGUGGGACAACCGUGCCUGCCUCCACGGCUUCGACGCACGCGGCGACACCCUCCGGCACUUGCUCGGGCCUGUCGCGCUGGACGCCAACAGCGACCUUUUCAGGGUGGCCGGGGAGCCGGGCCCAGCACCUCCGCCACCUCCGCCACCGAAGGCAUGCCGAAGCUGGUGCUGGCUCUUGCAGCCCAGGGUGAAGGUCUUCCAUUUCGUCAAGGAAUGUCAAGGCUGUGUGUCCCCCACGCUCACCCAGACGAAGGAGCAGCCCAUCCGUCGCGCGAACGCCUCCGAGCAUGCGGACCCGGUGCACUUCAUGCAAACCAGCUCGCAAUCCAGGCAGAGCAGGGAGGAGCUUUAA
Molecule: messenger RNA, 825 nt
Organism: Symbiodinium natans
Lineage: Eukaryota; Dinophyceae; Suessiales; Symbiodiniaceae
Source: the annotation of a GenBank genome assembly